GAGAAUGUCCCUGAUCCUACCACUACGUUUUUGCCAUCCGCUACAAAACAAGACCAUUAGUGGAAAACUUCGAGGACCCUACUUCUCCAAGAAACUGGUACUUUCAACAGAAGAAGAACGGUUACAAAUCGCUACUGGUUUUGAGAACAGAUGGGAUUUUCCAAACUGUAUUGGCGCUAUGGAUGGAAAAGAUAUAGUCAUACAGGCUCCCAAGAAAGAAGGCAGUGUGUACUUCAAUUAUAAAGGGAACCACAGUAUUGCGCUAUUGGCACUGAUUGGACCUGGCUACAGAGUUAUAUACUUCGAUGUGGGCAGUAAUGGUAGAAUAUCUGAUGGGGGAGUUUUUAAUAAUCGUAGAAUGUCAGAAUGUCAUGAGUCUAAUUCUUCGAAUGUACCAGUUCCUUGACAUUUACCUGGUAGAACUGUGCAGAUACCUUACGUCAUUGUUGCUGAUAAUGCAUUUGCUCUAAAAAGCUGUAUUAUGAAGCCCUACCCUUUUAGAUGCCAACCAGUGCAAAAUCGUGUGUUUAACUAUCGGCUCUCUAUAGCAAGAAAUGUAUCUGAAACCUUUUUUGGGCUUAUAUGCACACAUUUUCGAGUAUUACGAACGCAAAUUCUUCUAAACCAAGAGAAAUCGAGGCAAAUUGUGAAAGCUAUUUGUGCUCUUCACAACUUUUUACUCACAGAAGAGAGUAGAAAUUCCAUUUAUGCCCCACCUGGCACAUUUGAUUCUCAAGAUUUACAGACGCAGGGAGAAUGGCGCAAAGACGUAUGGACAGAAACGAAUAUAUCGCUGGAACCAAUAAACAUAUGUAAUUGGUCACAGAUGGCCAAGUCGGAAACAAAUCCACAAACUACUUUGUUUCACUAGAAGGGGAAGUAGCCUGGCAAUACAGACGCCUUUAAACUUCAACUGA
This is a messenger RNA of Schistocerca serialis cubense, 917 nucleotides long. RefSeq lists its product as uncharacterized. NCBI's taxonomy places the organism in Eukaryota, Metazoa, Arthropoda, Insecta, Orthoptera, Acrididae. The record is from RefSeq and is a predicted model, not a curated record. The coding region runs from base 5 to 406 and encodes 133 amino acids. The transcript has 2 exons.